Messenger RNA from Xiphophorus maculatus (southern platyfish), 2513 nucleotides. It is a transcript of the gene rundc1, whose product is annotated as RUN domain containing 1. The coding region runs from base 151 to 1863 and encodes 570 amino acids. The record is from RefSeq and is a predicted model, not a curated record. NCBI's taxonomy places the organism in Eukaryota, Metazoa, Chordata, Actinopteri, Cyprinodontiformes, Poeciliidae. The transcript has 6 exons.
AUCAUCUUUUCCAAGAUGGCGACGCACCUGUUUCUCUGGCGAUGAUCCUCUUAAUUUUUGCGCAGUUUUUAUAAAAUAACCACCGGGAAUACGUUGUCGACAAACCGGCGGUGGGUGAGGGAAACUCUGAAGUGAUCUGCACCGUCCAGAAUGUCCACGGAGGAGCUGUCGGCUUCGGAUAGCGAGACUGUGUUCGCCAGCGCCGGGGAGCGAUGGGCACCGGUGGGCGCCGUGGCCAGCCCCGAGGAGGAGAGCGGCGGCCGGCCGAGGCAGAGAGGCUCGUCGUCGGCCACCGAUGAGGAGAUGGCCGCCCGGCUGAUGAAGCUGGAAGAGGAGCAGGACUUGUUGAAUUCGUCUCUUUUAGCGCUAACGUCGCACUUCGCGCAGGUUCAGUUCCGACUGAAGCAGAUAGUUCACGCUCAGAGCGAGGAGAAGGAGAGGAUGCUGGCCGAGCUGGAGGAGUUCGCUUUCCGGGGCUGCCCGCACGUCGUGGGCUGCCGAGCCCAGGACGCCAAGCAGCUGGAGAACUCGGAAGAUCUGAGCGAGAGGGAGAAGCGGGAGCGACUGGAGGCGCAGAGGGAAAAACAAAAGGAUCUCAUCGUCCAGCUGAAGACGCAGCUGGACGAUCUGGAGCGCUUCGCCUAUCAGGAGGGCAGCUACGACUCGCUGCCACAGUCCGUCGUCAUGGAGAGGCAGAAGGUCAUCAUCGACGAGUUGAUAAAGAAGCUGGACGUGAAUCUGAACGAGGACAUCGGGAACUUGUCCCCGGAGGAGCUGAGACAGCGGGUGGACGCCGCCAUCGCUCAGAUCGUGAACCCGGCCCGAGUGAAGGAGCAGCUGGUGGAGCAGCUGAAGACCCAGAUCAGGGACCUGGAGAUGUUCAUUAACUUCAUACAGGAUGAGGUGGGGAACCCUCUUUUGUCAGAUGGAGGGCAGAGUCAGCAGCCGAAAGCAGUUGGAGCCAACGGCAGAGCUGCAGGGAUGAAGAAGAAAGUGGACCCGGUCCAGGCCGAGCGGAUGCGGGACACGGGCCUGCAGCUCAUCCAGAAGGCUCUGGCCGUGCUGCAGAUCUUUGCUGCCAGUCAGUUCGGCUGCUCGGCCGGCCACGUCCCCCAGAACCUUUGGCCCCAGGACUGUCCGGGCCGGGACUACGGCCCCCUGCUGCAGCGCCUGGAGGCGGCCGUGGAGAAGGUCCGGGUCCUGGGCUCGCGGCGCCAUCCCUCCGUGGAGCACGUGGUGAGCUACAGCGGCGGGGCGGCGGCGGCGCUGGGCGCCCGGGACGAGCUGACGACGGCGGUGAGGAAGGAGCUGGCGGUGGCGCUGAAGGACCUGCUGGCCCACGGCCUGUUCUGCCCCUCGCAGACCAUGAGCCUGGUGCUGGCGCCCAUCUCCUGCCUGCUGCCCUACCGCCCCGCCCCGCUCGCCAUGCACCCCUGGGAACUCUUCGUCACGUACUAUGAGUCCAAAAACGGGAAGGCGUUCGUGGAAUCGCCGGCCCGAAAGCUGUCGCAGUCCUUCAGCCUGAAGGUGGGCGGCGGCCCGGGGACGGUGACGCCCAAACACUCGCUGCUGUGGGCCGUCCACUCGGUGCUGAAGGAGCACGGCCGCUACAAGCGCGGGCCGGACUCGGAGCUCAAAGCGCUGGUGUGCAUGGCGCUGAACGAGCAGCGGCUGGUUUCCUGGAUCAACCUGCUCUGCAAGUCGUCCACUCUGAUCCAGCCGCACUACCAGAGCUGGAGCUACAUGGCCCAGACGGGCUUUGAGGGCGCCCUGCGCAUCCUGGGCCGCAUCAGCCACCUGCGCUUCAACCUGCCGGUGGACCUGGCCGUGCGGCAGCUCAAGAACAUCAAGGACGCCUUCUGACGAGGCUCUCCGCGGCGCCGUUCACUGCAAAAACACAAAGUCUGACCAAGAGUUUCUGUUCAAAAUGUCUCUUUAUGUUUAAAAUAAGACAAAACUAAAUCACAAGAAAUACCAACUUAUUUUAAGUCAGUUAUUAUCAAAUAUUGAUAGAAAUAACUCACUGGCAGAUUAUCUCACUUAUAACGUAGAGAAAAAUGUCUUGUUGCCAUGGAAACUAGUACUUUUUAUCAAUAUUCAAGAACUACGUACUAAGAAAUUUCUACAUCUUGCUGAAAAAUUAGUUUUGUCUUAUUUCAAGUGUACUAAGAAUUUUGCAGUGUACUCUAACCCGUUACAGGUUGUUUACAUGUGCAUGAAUGUGUUUCUCCUCUAAACAUGCCUUACGCUGCAAAAACACAAAGUAUUACCAAGUGUUUCUGUUUGGUUUCUGUUUCAAAUGUCUUAUUAUGUUUGAAAUAAGACAAAACUAACUCACAGGUAACAUUUCAGCAAGAAAUACCAGCUUGUUUUAAGUCAGUAAUUACUGAAUGUUGAUAAAAAUCAUUGCUUCACUUUUAACAUGGGAAGAAAUAUCUUGUUGCCAUGGAAAUGUGUACUUUUUAAUAUUCAAGCAUUAUUUACUGAAAACAAGCUCCUAUAUCUUGCUGAAA